Molecule: messenger RNA, 1691 nt
Organism: Populus nigra (black poplar)
Lineage: Eukaryota; Viridiplantae; Streptophyta; Magnoliopsida; Malpighiales; Salicaceae
Product: hsp70-Hsp90 organizing protein 2-like
Exons: 7
Coding region: 142-945 (267 amino acids)
Molecular function (GO): Hsp90 protein binding
Source: RefSeq, a predicted model, not a curated record
AGGAACCGCACUGCUAGGCUGCUAGCUUGCUUCACUUGACUUGUACACCCUCUGAGCUAGUACAAGUGUACAACCUUAAAAAAGAAGAAGAAGAAGAAAUUAAAGAUCACUCUCGUAAACUCUAGUGAGAACCCAGUUACAAUGGCCGAAGCAGAGAAAGGAUCAGCUACGACAGGCUCCAACGAAGGUAAUGGUAAGGAGGAGAUAUCAUUGAAAGACAAAGGCAAUGAAUUCUUUAAAGCAGGGAACUAUCUCAAAGCUGCUGCUCUUUAUACUCAGGCUAUCAAGCUUGACCCUUCAAAUCCCACUCUUUAUAGCAAUCGUGCUGCAGCAUUUUUGCAAUUGGUCAAGCUUAAUAAAGCACUUGCUGAUGCCGAGACAACUAUCACAUUGAAUCCUCAAUGGGAAAAGGGAUAUUUCAGGAAAGGGUGUGUAUUAGAGGCCAUGGAACAGUAUGAUAAUGCAUUGGCUACUUUUCAAAUAGCUUUACAAUACAAUCCACGGAGCACUGAAGUAUCAAGAAAGAUUAAGAGGAUAUCCCAAUUGGCCAAAGACAAAAAACGAGCUCAAGAGGUUGAGAGCAUGAGAUCCAAUGUUAACAUGGAAAAGCACUUGGAAACAUUGAAAUCUGAAAUGUCUGAAAUGCUUGGAUCCGAAGAAUGUUUUAAAGAAAUGUUCUCCUUUCUUGUUGAGACCAUGGAGACAGCUGUAAAAACAUGGCAUGAAGCUUCUAAAGUGGAUCCUAGAGUCUACUUUCUUCUUGACAAGGAAAAGACACUAACUGAUAAAUAUGCUCCAGUUGUCAAUAUUGACAAGGCCUUUGAAUCACCCCAUACACAUGGCAAUUGCUUCUCAUUUCUUAGGCAAUAUGCGGAGGAUUCUUUCUCCAAGGCAGCUUGCGUAGUGGUGCCAAAGAAUAUCAUAUCUUAUCCACAGGAUUUAUGAAAAGCAGUCUCCAAUAUCUUGCAGUUUGGAAAUUGAUGAGAGUGACCAUAGGCAUAGUAUCUACUUUGGGGCUUUGGAUGAUGUGGCUUUGAAGAGGAAGUUUUUGGGGACUUCAAAUAUUUGGGGUUCCCUUUUUGUUUUCCCCAAGUAAUGUAUUUGGUGCUAGAUUAAUUCCUCAUUUACUGUUACAGGCUGUGAUUUGUAAAAUAACCUUGAUUUCAUAAAAAUCAGCUUAUUGUGUUGCAGCUGAAUUAGAGUUGAUGAGCUUGGGCUAGUAAGGUUUUGUUUGCAGCUUGCUUGAGUUUAACCUUUAAUGGUAAAAUUGGAGAAGUGGUGAUGUAUAUUGCGGCUGCUAAUUAAUUUGCAAGUUUUUUUUUUCUAAUUACAUCAAAUCUAUAGAAGAUGCACCACCAAUGACUUGAUGGCUUUAUGGCUGUAAGACAGAGAUGGACCUGACUUGCUUAUAAUCUAGUUGAUGGCUUUAUGGCUGUAAGACAGAGAUGGACCUGACUUGCUUAUAAUCAAGUUAUAUAUAAUUCAUAAAACUGUAUAUAUCCCUUCUAUCAAGUUUUAGUUGUCCUAGCUGAUUUGUUCUUUGGUGGGAUGUAACACUGUACUCAACAACUAGAUCUUAUUUUAUUGCAUACCAUUUUUGCAGGUUUGGAAAGGUCAAGGAUCAAGAAAGUGGAGGCAUGGGCAGCAUGAUGGCAUCUUCGUUCAAUAUGAGUCACCUUUAAUGCGAAAAA